Acanthoscelides obtectus is the source of this 812-nucleotide messenger RNA. The record is from the annotation of a GenBank genome assembly. Lineage: Eukaryota; Metazoa; Arthropoda; Insecta; Coleoptera; Chrysomelidae.
CUAUGUUGUCAGUAGUGAAUGUAGUUUGGAAUCCAGUGGAGUGGAAGACAUUCUGGAAAAGACUGGAUAACUUAGGAAAAGAUUGGCCUAUCACUGAGAAUACAAGCCCCUAUCUGAUUGUAAUCCUACAGUGUAUACUGUUCUCUAUGCUGUUGAUCCUACAAUCCAAUGAAGAUCUGUGGAAUAUCAUAUUAUUCACAAAAGUGACCUUCACAACUAUUGUUCAAGCACUACACUAUGACGUCAUCUGCGUGCUAGUAUUAAUAGUAAAAGAAAAAGCAAGACUGGUGAACAAAAGUCUAAUGGCUGGCGAAGUCAAAGCCAAGCAACUGAGAAAGGUUACAAAUUUCUACAACGAGCUGCAUGAUUUCAUACGUCAGUUUAGUGGAUUUUAUUCUUGGCAGAUACUUCUGACUUUUCUGGCAUGUUUUCUCAACCUACUGUACGUUAUUGGGUUCAAGAUGUUGCAUAACGAUGAUGAAAGAAUUGCAGGCGUUACGUGGACACUUGUAGCAUCAGUAUCAGUGUUUCAUAGUCUGAUGGGCCCCUUCGUGAUAACAUUUUGUUGUGAUACAACAAAGACUGAAUUUCGGAAAAUAUUUAAGACAUGCUACAACUUGGAGCAAAGUGCUGUUUACACGAAUGAAGAUAAGAAGGAGUUGAAACUUCUAGUGGAGCAAUUCACAACUGACCCACCAGUAUUCACAGCUGCUGGGUUCUUCGAGAUAAAUCGAUCCAACUUGAUGUCAUUCUUCAGUUCAACUGCCAUGUAUAUACUUGUUAUUAUCCAACUAAGGAAUCAUAAAUUCUGA